AUGGUUGCCCGGUUCUUAUGUAGUUCUAUCCACAGUCUCGCCAUCGCGUUACUUCUAUGGGUAGAGUGCGUCACGGCCGGGGGCUUCACAUUUCCAACAGAAUCCCAAUAUCGGUUCAUCGUUGGGGAUCAAGUCAACAUCACCUGGGAUGUUGUCACGCCGCGGAUAUCUUUGUACGAAGAGUGUGGGACAGAACAAUGGAUUCUUGCCCUGAACGUUGUGAACAAACACAGCUUUGUCUGGACAGCAAACCGGGACGUCUAUAAGGAGUCCGGCUGCUAUUUCGAACUGGAGUCUUUGGGCUCCCAGGGUGAUCAUGAUGGCCGAGACAAUAUGACCAGCGUUGUCUUUGGGGUUGCGAAGAGGUACCAUGACGAUCCGUCACCGACCUCAUACCAUUUUGCCAGUACAUCGUCCACAUCUUCAACUGGCACUUCAGCCCCGGCGACAACCUCCUCAACUGAGGCGACCGGUGUCGCUACAGCCACGGAUGUGUCUGCCGAAACCCCAUCUCCUGACCCCAGCAACGGUGGCCUUUCCCCGGCCGCAAAGAUCGGUGUAGGCUUAGGAAUUCCAUUGGGCUUUCUCCUGUUAGCCCUUGCUGUAGGAUCAUUUAGAUAUCUUCGACGGAGGAAACGGCUACGAGGAAACUCACCGGAAGUCUCCGAGUCGGUAUGGAAUUCUGAUGGUGCGACUCUACCUGGCGGCUUUGUGGAUGGAAGUAAUGCGUCCAAGAAUAUGCGUGGAUCUCACACGGAUACGAUCAUCUCAGAGCUGUCGUCGGAGAACUACAGGACGCGAGAUGAAAGGCAAACCAAUGAGAUCAAUGAGUUGAUGGGGGUGGAACGCAGCGAGCUGCAUUGA
This is a messenger RNA of Aspergillus bombycis, 864 nucleotides long. RefSeq lists its product as uncharacterized. Bases 1 to 864 code for a protein of 287 amino acids. The record is from RefSeq and is a predicted model, not a curated record. The transcript is spliced from 2 exons. NCBI's taxonomy places the organism in Eukaryota, Fungi, Ascomycota, Eurotiomycetes, Eurotiales, Aspergillaceae.